Camellia sinensis is the source of this 1570-nucleotide messenger RNA. The record is from RefSeq and is a predicted model, not a curated record. NCBI's taxonomy places the organism in Eukaryota, Viridiplantae, Streptophyta, Magnoliopsida, Ericales, Theaceae.
AACGGCUGAUAAUAAAGCCUCAGAGUUAAUCGUAGCCGUUCAAUCGUCUAUAGAAAGACGAUAUAAAUGCUAAAAGAUUGAACUCACAGACCUAGGGUUUCACAGCGAACAUAUAGCGCGCCUCGUUCUCUCUAGUAUCUGAUUCGAGAGAAUUUAGAAGGAAAGAAGCAUGUCUCAUCGCAAGUUUGAGCACCCAAGGCAUGGCUCCUUGGGAUUUCUUCCAAGAAAAAGGGCUGCUCGUCACCGUGGGAAAGUGAAGGCCUUCCCUAAGGAUGAUCCAUCAAAGCCAUGCAGGUUGACUGCUUUCUUGGGUUACAAGGCUGGGAUGACACACAUUGUUAGAGAAGUUGAAAAGCCAGGAUCGAAGCUCCACAAAAAGGAAACUUGUGAAGCAGUGACAAUUGUUGAAACUCCACCAAUGGUUGUUGUUGGGGUUGUUGGUUAUGUUAAAACACCCCGUGGCCUCCGCUCUCUUAGUACUGUUUGGGCCCAGCAUCUUAAUGAGGAGGUGAAGAGGAGAUUUUACAAGAAUUGGUGCAAGUCCAAGAAGAAGGCCUUCACAAAGUAUUCAAAGAAAUAUGAAAAUGAUGAAGGUAAAAAGGACAUUCAGGCACAGUUGGAGAAAAUGAAGAAGUACUGCUCUGUGAUUCGUGUCUUAGCUCAUACCCAGAUUCGAAAGAUGAAAGGUCUUAAGCAGAAGAAGGCCCACCUGAUGGAGGUUCAGGUUAAUGGUGGAGAUGUUGCUAAGAAGGUUGAUUAUGCGUAUAGCUUUUUUGAGAAGCAUAUUCCCAUUGAUGCUGUGUUCCAGAAAGAUGAGAUGAUUGACAUUAUUGGAGUGACCAAGGGUAAAGGUUACGAGGGUGUGGUGACCAGGUGGGGGGUAACUCGUCUCCCUCGCAAGACUCACCGUGGGCUUCGCAAGGUGGCUUGUAUUGGUGCCUGGCAUCCUGCUAGGGUUUCAUUCACUGUUGCCAGGGCUGGACAGAAUGGCUACCAUCAUCGCACAGAGAUGAACAAGAAGAUUUACAAGCUUGCAAAGGCUGGUCAGGAGUCUCAUUCCGGCAUCACUGAGUUCGACAGGACUGAAAAGGAUAUAACACCAAUGGGAGGAUUUCCGCAUUAUGGCGUGGUGAAAGAUGAUUACCUGAUGAUAAAAGGUUGUUGUGUGGGCCCAAAGAAGCGUGUUGUCACCUUGAGGCAGACUCUGCUGACACAGACAUCUAGGGUUGCAAUGGAGGAGAUUAAACUCAAGUUCAUCGAUACAUCUUCCAAGUUUGGCCAUGGCCGCUUCCAGACAUCCCAGGAAAAGGCCAAGUUCUAUGGACGGGUCAAAGCUUAAAAGGAUUGAGAAUGCAUCUAUUACUAUGAACUUUCAUUUGCUUUUGAGUCAUGUGAGAAUUCUCUCAUGUCCAAGGAUGAUUUCAAAUUUUGUGUUUCAAUUACUGUUUUCAGUACUAGAUCUUUUCUUUUAUUGGUUAGUUGAAAAUUUUUGGUUGUGUUUUAUCACAAUGGAUGAAUGCUAAAAUAAGAAUAUGUUUUGGUAUGAUCUCUACUUCUGAUAUUGGCUCUA